AUGUCUGCUCGAAAGGCGGGCUCUGUCCCAGACCUGACAUUUGUGUCAAGCACGGGGCCCGCGCUCGACAUAGUCAGCGCGAAAGCAAUGAGAGCUCACACUACCAGAGCCAAUUUCGCACGACGACGACGACGCCUAGUACACGAAUAUGCCAAUCAAAAAGAGUCUACCGCCCGCGUCGAGCUUCUACAGGUCGAGGAAGCUGGUCUGACCAUAAAUCGUGACCCAUCAGUCGAUCUUCAGCUCCCCAUCUUCAGUCAUCCAAGCUUGGACAGCAAAGAUGCGUUCUUCAUUCAUUAUUUGACGCAAGCAAUGGAAAAGCUGCUUUUAGUUACAGACAUUCCAGAAUCGGACACUGCCUUCGCCGUGAUGCAAUCCGACUGGGCUCGCUCCCUUCACGACCCCACUAUGCUGGAUGUCUCUCUUUACUUCGCCAGACAUGUCUAUGCAGCGCGAAGGCAAAACCGUGCGGUUGAACUCAUAUUGGAUACAUACAAAGGGAAAGCAAUUCAAUCCGUGAGGGAGCGCCUCGACUAUGGGUCCGACGGGAUCAAUGAUAGCGUCGUCGCAGCCGUACUAGUUUUUAUAGUUCUCAAUCAAGGUUUAGGCAAUAUUGAAGCGUGGAAAAUCCACAUCUCUGGCCUCCUCCAGAUCAUCACACUUCAUUCUCGGCUUUCACAUGAUGCGCCCUCACAUUGGAUAUCAACUGCAAUCCCACGCACAACUAUGCAUGGAAUGCUUCUUUUAGCUCGGCAUGACGUGACAUUGUUGAACACGGUAGAGAAAACCGGUAUCUUCGACACGAUGUUCUCCGCCCCCGCCAAGAAAGCAGCUUACCUGGUCCUCGAGAAUGCGGAAGAAGUUACUGCGUUGCAAGAUACGCAUGUUCCAAACAAAGAACUCGACCAUGCUGCAAAAUUACGUAUUAGUCGUGUUAUCAAGUCCCUGGAUAUAGCCAUCCAGUUGGAUCGUACCGUAUACCCAAGAGAGGCGUUUCUCACGGCAAUAGCAUUAUCGAUCAAGGUCUUCGUGGGAAUUUUGCUGCCUUGCAUCACAAAUGUAGAAGAGGGCCCCGGAAAUACGGCUGUUCAACUGAUGGAGGUUUUUCAGAGACCCGAGCUGCAAUUACCUUCUCCUUUGGCCCUGUGCUCUUCCUUGGAGUCAAUGUUCUGGCAAACAAUGUUGGGUGCUAUUGCUGCGCCCGAUGAUCGGACCAAAUUGUUUUUUACAUCAAGGCUCUCCCGAAUAACCGUCGCCUUAGCGCUCACGUCUUGGCACGAUGCCUUGGUCAUCUUGCAAAGACUCUUUUGGAUACCGUCCAUCUUCUCUGACCCGGGUUACCAAAUAUUGUCGGAAAUAUUGCAUUCGCAAGGUCAUAUCAACAUACAGUUUGAUUAA
Molecule: messenger RNA, 1398 nt
Organism: Diaporthe amygdali
Lineage: Eukaryota; Fungi; Ascomycota; Sordariomycetes; Diaporthales; Diaporthaceae
Exons: 4
Coding region: 1-1398 (465 amino acids)
Source: RefSeq, a predicted model, not a curated record